AUGAUUGUGGAGUAUGGGCACAAGAUUGCGCAAGGCAAGUGUGUUUCUAAGCGUGUGGACAUCACACUAGUCGCCAAAGAAGUCGACCACACGAUCACCAUCAUCACGCACCGGUACAUCCAAUACGGCGACACCUUUGGCGGCGGGGUCAGCAAGCUCUUGUCCAAGUUCAUCAAAGCGCACGGAGGUGACAACCAGACGGUGGUGGUUGAAGGGAUUGACGCGGAGGGGCGGCAGAGAUCAUACAAGUUCGAGUUGAGCGAGGCACCCAUCAAGAAGCACAAGUUUGGGGGCACGUUUGCUGACUGCGAAAAGUUGUGCACGGGUUUCGUGAAGGAGAUUGUGGCAAGAAUGAAGUACCGCAUGUGGGACUCGCUGCAGUUGGGCGGCGCGAAGCUGUUUCAAGUUGAAUCGUGGCUAUCCAGAGAGGACCAGCGCGAUUUGAAGACCCUCGAGUGGCUGGCGGCAAACGAUGAACUGUUUGGCGGUAUGCUUCCAGGUGAGGUUAGCUUUCACACGUGCGUUUGA
Molecule: messenger RNA, 528 nt
Organism: Closterium sp. Yama58-4
Lineage: Eukaryota; Viridiplantae; Streptophyta; Zygnematophyceae; Desmidiales; Closteriaceae
Source: the annotation of a GenBank genome assembly